UAUUCAUUAACCGGCAGUAUCCAGUAAUCUAGACCUCUUAAACCCGUAUUAUAAAACAUCUAGGGUUCCUAGAUCUAUUUCCCAGAAAUCAAAAUAACUUCUCCCUCUGUCAUUUCCUGAUAAUAACUCUCUCUUGUGUACUCGAAUUGUGAUAAUAACCAUGGGUGCUGCAUCAAGUCGUGAAGAAUUGGAGAUUUCAGAUUCAGAUUCAGAUGAAAACUACGAAGAUGUCGAAGAAGAACAUGAAAAAGAAGAAGAAAUUGAACAAAAGAAAUCUUCUUCAACUUCUUCAGGAAUAAAAAAACCAAUUGAUGAGAUUGAUGAGAAACUCAAAGCCCUAAAAUUGAAGUAUUCUUCUUCAUCUAAUAAAAAAGCCUAUUCAAAGAAUUCAGUCAAACUGUAUCUUCAUAUCGGAGGUAAUACACCUAAUUCUAAAUGGAUCACAUCAGAAAAACUCACUACUUACUCCUUUGUUAAAUCAUAUGAUGAAGAUGAUGAUGAGGAGGAAGGGAUUUGGGUUUUGAAAAUUGGUUCAAAAAUUAAAGCAAAAGUUGGUACAGAAUUACAAUUGAAACCGUUUGGUGAUCAGUGUCGUGUUGAUUUUGUUAGUGAUGGUGUUUGGGCUGUGAAGUUUUUUGAUAAUGAAAGUUUUAGAAGUUUUUUAUCUGAAUUUCAUGAUUGUUUGUUUGAGAAUGUUUAUGGGUUUGAAGCUACUGAAGAAAAUAAGGUUAAAGUAUAUGGGAAAGAUUUUAUGGGUUGGGCUAAACCAGAAGUAGCUGAUGAUUCAGCUUGGGAAAAUGCUGAAGAUAGUUUACCUAGUAAUAGUUAUGUUUCUGAUAGGAGUAAUCAAGAUUUAAUGGAGGAAUUUGAAGAAGAAGCAAAUGCUGGUGGGGGUGGUAUUCAGAGCUUGGCACUGGGAGCGUUGGAUAAUAGUUUUCUUGUGAAUAAUUCUGGUAUUCAGGUUGUUAAGAAUUAUAGUCGUGGGAUUCAUGGGAAAGGGGUUUAUGUGAAAUUUGAUAGUGGUGGUGGGAAUUCGAGUUCGAGGAUUGAGUCCUCGAGUUCUGGGUAUUUGACACCUAAGAAGGCUCUUCUAAUGAGGGCUGAAACUAAUAUGCUUCUUAUGAGUCCUAAUACUGAAGGAAAACCUCAUGCAACUGGUCUACAUCAGUUGGAUAUUGAGACAGGGAAGAUUGUCACAGGAUGGAAAUUCGAUAAAGAUGGAGUUGAUAUCACUAUGAGAGAUAUAACUAAUGAUAGUAAAGGGUCACAGUUAGAUCCCUCAGAAUCGACAUUUUUGGGUUUGGAUGAUAAUAGGCUAUGUCGAUGGGAUAUGCGUGACAGAAAAGGGAUGGUUCAGAAUGUUGCAAAUGCAAAUACACCUGUUUUGCAUUGGAGUGAAGGGCAUCAGUUCUCAAGAGGGACUAAUUUUCAGUGUUUUGCAACUACUGGAGAUGGCUCAAUUGUCGUUGGGUCUAUUGAUGGGAAGAUACGUUUGUAUUCGACUACUUCUAUGCGUCAAGCAAAAACGGCAUUUCCAGGACUUGGUUCACCCAUUACUCAUGUGGAUGUUACUUUUGAUGGGAAAUGGAUAUUGGGUACAACUGACACUUAUUUGAUCCUUAUUUGUACCUUGUUCACUGGGAAAGAUGGCAAAACAAAGACUGGUUUCGAAGGUCGCAUGGGAAACAAAAUCCCUGCUCCAAGAUUGUUGAAGCUACUUCCUUUGCAUUCUCAUUCUGCUGGUGCUGAUAAUAAAUUCCACGGAGGUCAAUUCUCAUGGGUUACUGAAAAUGGAAAGCAGGAGCGUCACUUGGUGGCAACAGUUGGCAAGUUCAGUGUCAUAUGGAACUUUCAGCAAGUAAAGAACAGUGCUCACUCGUGCUACCAUAACCAAGAGGGUCUCAAGAGUUGCUACUGCUACAAGAUCGUCCCCAAGGAUGAAUCUAUCAUUGACAGCCGCUUCAUGCAUGAUAAAUAUGCAGUUACUGAUUCUCCUGAGGCGCCACUAGUUGUUGCAACCCCAAUGAAAGUCAGCUCCAUCAGCAUGAGUGGCGGUAGCAGAAAGAGAUGAAGACGUUGCAGCUGUAACUUUCUUUCUCAUUUUUUUUUUCAUGCGGUGAUGGUGGUUGCUUCUUGUCUGGGAUAAUAUUCUCUCUUCUCCCAGCAUCAUUACCAUUGUUUGACAUAGUUGUGAUUGAUAGAGGUUUUUCAGGUUAGGGGUUUGUUUUUCCAGUUUUGUGAUUGAUCCUUGAGAGUCUCCUAGGCUUUGCGUUCAUAGAUUGUGAAGUUUCCACUUGUUCAUAAUAUGUCAGUUGGGCACCAAGCUGCUGAUAGUCAUUCAUCUCUUUGUGAGAAGUCUGAAACUUGCUCUGCUCGGAGUAUUCCUUUUUCUUUUUUUCCUGUAAGAAGAUUUCAUGUAUGUUUGUUGAUAAUAACCACUUGCUACAGAUUUUCAGUUGUCUUUUCCA
Papaver somniferum (opium poppy) is the source of this 2468-nucleotide messenger RNA. Its product is annotated as protein CYPRO4-like. NCBI's taxonomy places the organism in Eukaryota, Viridiplantae, Streptophyta, Magnoliopsida, Ranunculales, Papaveraceae. Bases 161 to 2071 code for a protein of 636 amino acids. The record is from RefSeq and is a predicted model, not a curated record. Gene Ontology annotation, cellular component: nucleus; cytoplasm. The transcript has 2 exons. Gene Ontology annotation, molecular function: protein binding.